UAGAUAAUGUUUUUUCCGUACUGUAUCCUAAUAACUUAAUAAAUUGAUAUUUCCAUUGCAGUUCUUCAUUAUAGAAACUGAGUUCUCAAUACUUCUCAAAAACAGUGUAACUAUAGUUUAGCUACUAUAAGUUAACUUCCCAUCUCUAUUAUUUACUAGUGACUUGUCAUCACAAUUUAAAAUUUGUAAUAAAAUUUUAAAGAAAUUAAAAUGCAAUCGCCUAGUGGUGCCGUACAUGGAUACCCGGGUGGGCCAGUGUUACAGUGGAGUCCUGACAAGAAACAUAGUGAUCGUGAAAGAUGGAUUUGUAUCUAUCCCGCUUAUAUAAACAGCAAAAAGACUUUAGCUCAAGGUAGAAAAAUAUGUAAAGAAAAAUGCGUUGAAAAUCCCACACAUCAAGAAAUAAGAGACGUUUUGGUUGCAGCAGGCUUAAAAGUUGGCGUUGAAAACAAAUUGUACAGCAGAGAAAGAAGUAAAGAAAUGCUGUAUCGCGGCAGAAUAAGAGUACAAUUGAAAAAUGACGAUGAAAGUUUGUGUCAUCCAAAUUUCCCUACAAGAGAAAGCAUUAUGUAUCAUCUAGGUGAAAUGAUCCCUAAACUCAAAACAAGGUUAAACAAAAGCACAGGAGAAACUCCUCAGCAAGCAACUGGGGCCGGUAAGGGCAAAGGCAAAGGAAAGGGACGACGGUGAAUUGUUGAAAAUAUAUCUAAAUAAGUUUUCUAAUAAAUUAAAUUUGUAACAAAAUCAUAAA
Messenger RNA from Diorhabda carinulata, 751 nucleotides. It is a transcript of the gene Srp19, whose product is annotated as signal recognition particle 19 kDa protein. Gene Ontology annotation, molecular function: 7S RNA binding. Gene Ontology annotation, biological process: SRP-dependent cotranslational protein targeting to membrane; SRP-dependent cotranslational protein targeting to membrane, signal sequence recognition. Bases 211 to 690 code for a protein of 159 amino acids. NCBI's taxonomy places the organism in Eukaryota, Metazoa, Arthropoda, Insecta, Coleoptera, Chrysomelidae. The record is from RefSeq and is a predicted model, not a curated record. Gene Ontology annotation, cellular component: signal recognition particle, endoplasmic reticulum targeting. The transcript has 2 exons.